Messenger RNA from Xenia sp. Carnegie-2017, 3188 nucleotides. RefSeq names its product transient receptor potential cation channel subfamily A member 1-like. The coding region runs from base 261 to 2762 and encodes 833 amino acids. The transcript is spliced from 7 exons. The record is from RefSeq and is a predicted model, not a curated record. Gene Ontology annotation, molecular function: protein binding; calcium channel activity. NCBI's taxonomy places the organism in Eukaryota, Metazoa, Cnidaria, Anthozoa, Malacalcyonacea, Xeniidae. Gene Ontology annotation, cellular component: membrane. Gene Ontology annotation, biological process: calcium ion import across plasma membrane.
AUUUUCAAUUAAGCUAAUAAAAAAGGGGGGCUAAAAUUCGUGAUAUAACCCCUUUAAAAGAUUGUGGUAUUUACAAACAAUAAAAUGCAAAUAUUCUGCAUCAAGAAUGCGAUCGAAAUCUUUAACACAAAAGCGGCCAUCGGCUCAUUGCCUUAAUAAACUAUUCAUCUCUGAUAUAUGGAGUAUAACAUGUCAUAGAGUGAUAAGAACACAAAAAUAACCUUGAUAUUGAAUAACCAGCAAAUCGAAGGAUAUACAUAAUGGAUGACAACCGGUCAGAUGGCCGGUACAGCGGACAUGAAAUGAAAGUUUUCGAAGAAAUUAAGGCUGAAAAAAUUUCAAACGGUUCGGGAAAGUUGAAGGCGGCGCGCCACGCAGUCAUUGAAAAUAAACUCAAUCAAACAGCAUUAACGGAGCAAAAUAGUAGUGUACUGGAACGCAAUCGAGCUCUUUUACAGUACAUCGCAACGUUAGCCGAAUCCAACAGUAAAAACGAUGUUUUCAACUAUGAAUUUGUUGAAUCUGUUAUUAAAGGUGGCGCUGACAUAAACAUUACAGAUGAACAUGGUCAGUCCAUGUUUCACGAGGUCGCACGUUCAUGGAACGUUGAUGUCGCUAAAUUCAUUAUAUCUAUGGGGGGAGAGAUCAACAUAAAAGAUAGCUUUGGGCGAACCCCUCUACACGUAGCUGUGUCGGUUGACCAUGUCGAAAUGGCCGAGUUUUUGUUAAAAAACCAAGCAGACAUUGAUGCAAGGACAGUAGGUGAAUUACAGGCUCCAAUACAUUACGCAGCAAAGAAUGGUUCGGUGAAAUCACUUCAAUUAUUGUUGGGAUAUCAAGCAAAUAUUGACUCACUUGACUACAGAAAUCGAACAUCAUUACAAUUGGCUGGAGAAUGGUCGCGAGACAGAACUGCAAAAGUUUUGAUCGACGAAGGUGCUUCGUCGUGUCUCCUUGACUCUUCCGGGAACUCAGGAUUGUCAGUUUUAAUUGAUCGAUUACCACACCUAUCGUUGGAAGCUCUUAAUCAACUCCACAGAACAGAUGUUAUAACAAGGAAGGAGAUUUAUUACUUAAAUUUCCUCGAGACAUCGCGAAUGAAUAUACAAACGAAAAAAGCUCCAACUCCACUUGAAGCUGCCGUUUUUGGGAGAAGGUUCGAAGUUGUUUCACAUCCAGUCAUGCAGCGCCUCGUCAACCAAAAGUGGAUCAAUUUCGGUCGUAUGGCGACGAUAUGGGACCUAUGCUUUUAUGUCAUAUUCAAUAUACUGUGGACUGUAAUGUCUACACUAACACCAGACGAGGGUAAAAAGUUGUAUAAACCAUUAGACAAAAACAUUUGGCGAAUUUUAUUGCUCGUGGUUAUCUGUAUGAUGAUUGUUUAUCAAAUCGUUCGACAAGUGAGAAUGACUAUAAAGAAGAUGCGAGCACAAAAUUAUUGGAUCAAAUCUCAAACAGAGAAUUUACAAAAGGACUUAAAGUAUUGCCAUCCAAGAUGGCCACAAGAGGAAAAGGCACUAAACAACGAAAUGACGAGAAUUAAUAAAUUAAAGGGAUUUGGUGGAAAUAAUGGAUGGUUUUACUACGACUGGAUAGUCUUGAUUGUAAUGAUUGGAGCGCUUGGUUUGCACUUUGCCUUUUACGAAGUCAGUAGCAACAGUGUAAGAUUUAUUUACACAAGAGUUCUAAGCAUUGCCAAUCUGGUCGUGUCGUUACGUUUAUUGGAAACGGUGAGACCAUUUCCUGGCAUUGGAACUCUUGUCAUUCUUCUUGGUGAAACGAGUGGUGAUUUUAUCAACUGGGCAUUCUUGUUCAUUUUGCUUCUUGUACCGUUUUCAGCAUCUUUCUGGAUUUUUUUCGGCAGUUUAUCAUUGCAACCUGUGGAACACUACGAUGAAGUUAACAGUUUGAUAUACUCGGUGUUUCGAAUGGCGGUCGGAGAUGAUUUCCAUUUGGAAGAUUUGAUUAAAGCGGAACCAGUAAUGGCUCGUAUACUUACUGUAAUGUAUAUUACAGCUAUGACUAUAGUUACCUUAAACUUGUUAAUAGCAUUACUUUCAGACACAUUCACUCGAGUGCAUAGUAAUGCAGUAGCAAACGGAAUUAUGCAGCGAGCCAUAAAAGUUAUAAAUGUAGAGCGAAUUUUGAAUAAAAAAAGAAAGUCAAAGUAUCAUGAGCAUAUCAGAAUGAACUGCAGCCCAGAAAUCACAGAGACUAUGGCCCAGUGUAUCACAUCAGAAGACAUAGCUGACUCAAACCAACUGGUUGACGACAUAGAGACAAUCAAACAGGCACUACAUAAAAGAUUUGCAAAAGUCUAUGGAAGAAAUAAAGUGUCCGAUUUCGAUAAACUUAGAAGCGACAUUAAAAAGAUUAAAGAACUUCAGAGACAGGACAAUGAUAAUCUAAUGGAAAUAAAACGACUUCUGAAACAACUACGAGGUGACAGUUCCGCCAUUUCUCGUAUAUUUACACCAAAUCAAUGGAAAGAGAGAAAGAUCCAAGUACCAACUUUGAAUACGUUGAUAGAAAGAUUGCCAAUAAACGAGAAGAGCACGAAAGACGAAACGAAAAAAACGCGACGAGGCGAUCGACAGCAAAGAAAAGGCAAGAAACAGCAAAGGAAAGGUAAUAAAGGAGACGAUUACGAUAAAGAUGGAAAUGAAAGACAAUCCAAAAAGAAAUCUCGCCACGAAACGGAGAACUCAAAAGAUGAUGUUUCAGACUGGGAUACAGUCAGUAAUAACAGCAUUUCUCUCUAGGGAAAAAACUUUCAAUAAAUAAAUUUUCUGACAGACCUUUCCGAGGAAACAUAUGGUAGUUGUCUGUCAGGCAUGCCCUCAAAGAUUUCAUUUUAAAGAUAAAAAAAAAACAACUUAUAAUUAAUUAUCGCAAACAUUAACGCUUGGUCCGUUCAUGCUUGCAUGGUAAGGAAUAAUUGACGCCAUGUAGCUAUAUGACAGAUUUAAUGGAGUAGGCAGUCCGCGAAUUUACUCCUGCUACUGUAUUCACUCGCUGCAAAAACAAUAUAGAUUGCUGAAGAAAUCGAUGCUUAUAAUGUUCUGAAAUUUACAUAGCAUGCAUGCAGAACCAAAACUUACUUUCACAAGACAAUAUAUUUAAUGAUCAUAUCCUUGAAAUCAUCAUGUAACAAAAUUUGUGAUUAAACUUUAUAACAUGGACUAUAA